GGAGCGCGUCACUGUGGGUUGUUCGCAUCUCGAGGUUGUGUCGUCGCUUCAAGUCCCCGUCCCUUUGACUGUUCUCCCUUCAUCCAUUCCGUGCUCCUGACCAUGCCGCCGGCUUUCGAGUUUCGGGGAAAUGACCGACGGUCUUCACAUCACCCCAGACAUGAGUUCACUUUCCGGUAUUCGCGCCCUGGAACGGCCGAACGGCCGCUCUUGAGAUCCAGGCGAGAGACGACCCCAGAGCAGCUGCUUCCCGCCGGAGCUGCCGAUUCGAAACCGGCGCUGAAGUUCGCGUCUAUCGCGAACCUCAGCGAUAGCGAGGAGGCUGACAUGGACGUGUCUUCGGAAGAUGAGGAUGCAGCCGCUCACCCGCGCAAAAAGCGUGCGAUAGACUCCAACAACAGCGGAACUGCGACGGCUGCUCCAGUACCUGCCCCGGCUCCCAGAUGGUCCAAUCCCGAUCCCUACACGGUUCUACCACCUCCGGAUGAGACCCAGGCGAAGAGGGUGGAUGUGGUCAAGUUGAUUCGCAAGGCUCGAAUUGCUGCAACCGCGGCACAGCCCACACAAGAGGAUCCGGUGAAAUCUAAUGAGGAUUUCAUCUCACUAAGUGGCAUGGUUGAUGAAGACGAAGCGGGUCGGAAUGCACCUGAAGACGCGCCUACCGGACCGAGGCGCCAGUUGGAAGGCAAGGACUCGGCGUUUGGCAACCGCAAGAGAACGUACGAUGACGAGAUAAAGGGUGUUUCCAAGAAGACUGGAAAGCCGUUGAGUAAAUACUAUGAUGAUGGCUCGAUCAUUGAUGAGUGGAGAGCGCGUCCCUCAGAGAAUGCAACGCCAUGGUCAAGCCACAUGGCGCCCAGUCUGCAUUUGGGUACAAGGCUUCACAACGAAAUCCUGAGCUUCUACCAUUGGGUCAAACCUGUACGCUAUGAACAGAUCGUGCGAGAGGACUUGGUGGCGAGGCUACAGUCUGCAUUCCAGGGCAGGUACUAUGGGGUGCAGCUCCGUCCCUUUGGCUCUUUUGCUUCAGGUCUAUACCUUCCCACGGCAGAUAUCGACCUUGUUCUACUCUCCACAAACUUCAUGCGCCACGGUAUCAAGACCUUCGGGGAACGGAAGGGCCAGAUAUAUGCAUUCGCUGCAUUCAUCAAGAACCUAAACAUAGCGGUGCCCAAUUCGAUUGAGACAAUAGCGCAUGCCCGCGUGCCUAUCCUAAAGUUUGUGGAUAAACUGACUGGCUUGAGGGUGGACUUGUCGUUCGACAAUGAUAGUGGACUCGUGGCCAAUGAAACCUUCCAGCAAUGGAAGACCGAGUAUCCCGCAAUGCCCGUGAUUGUGUCGGUCAUCAAGCAGUUUUUGCUCCUUCGGGGCCUCAAUGAAGUACCAACUGGCGGGCUGGGAGGAUUCUCCAUCACUUGUCUCGUUACGAGUCUCUUGCAGCACCUGCCACAUGGCCAUAUGCCACCGAAUCUGGGCAGCAUUCUCAUGGAUUUCUUUGAGUUCUAUGGCAGUGGAUUUGACUAUGACACCGUUGGGAUUCGGUUGAAUCCGCCAGGCUAUUUCAACAAGCAAAUCUACAAGCCUUCCUACAACAACAGCCCUCGUCUGUCCAUUGAGGAUCCCAACAACGCCGACAACGAUAUCUCGGGCGGGACACGAGAGAUUGCGUUGAUCUUUAGGGCCUUUUCGGACGCUUAUCGGCGUCUCAAAGAACGCAUGGUUUCCACGGCCAUGACCGGAAAGACACAAACCAGCAUCCUGGACGCCAUCAUCGCUGCAAACUAUGAUGAGUAUACCGAACAGCGGUGGCAGCUUCGACAGGUAUUUGACGCCGAUACCAGAUUCGCUCGCUACCGUCGGGCUUCCACGCCCCCGCCACCUCCCCAGACCUCUCCUCCGGCUGAAUCUGCCCCUCUUCCGCCUCCUUUGCCUGCUGGCCCUCCCCCUGCUGUACCCAAGUCACAGAGAGAUAAGAUGACGAAGCUGCAGAAGAAGCAACAGGCGGCGCGCGAACGUGCGGCUCGUCUCAAGCGAUUGCGUCCGGACCUACAGUCUGUCCCUUAUUCCAUCAGCAAUGAGCGGGCUAUGAGCCUUGGAGGCUACAAGUCGCAAUCAGAUAUGGACCGAGAUCUCAUAAUGCGAGAGAAAGGAACGAUACCACCCAGUCAGAGCUAAAUGCAUAUGUGCAGGAGUCGAGUUAGAUCUGUGCAUCUUCUUUUCGUCUUGGGUUAACAGUGUGCAUGUUCUGUGUUCUUAUACCCUGGGAUGGCUUCUUUCACUUUCUGAUUUCUUGUCCGUCUUUGAGCGUCUGAUACCCCUUUCCUUAGCCU
Messenger RNA from Aspergillus sclerotioniger CBS 115572, 2330 nucleotides. RefSeq names its product putative topoisomerase family protein TRF4. NCBI's taxonomy places the organism in Eukaryota, Fungi, Ascomycota, Eurotiomycetes, Eurotiales, Aspergillaceae. Bases 103 to 2175 code for a protein of 690 amino acids. Gene Ontology annotation, cellular component: nucleolus; TRAMP complex. The record is from RefSeq and is a predicted model, not a curated record. Gene Ontology annotation, molecular function: mRNA binding; poly(A) RNA polymerase activity. The transcript has 3 exons. Gene Ontology annotation, biological process: RNA 3'-end processing.